Elgaria multicarinata webbii is the source of this 1408-nucleotide messenger RNA. RefSeq lists its product as uncharacterized. The coding region runs from base 62 to 1408 and encodes 448 amino acids. NCBI's taxonomy places the organism in Eukaryota, Metazoa, Chordata, Lepidosauria, Squamata, Anguidae. The transcript has 3 exons. The record is from RefSeq and is a predicted model, not a curated record.
GGCUUCCUGUCUCUCCCAGCUCGUAGGUGUGUUUGUACUCACCUGAAAAAGUUAGACACAGAUGAAAUACCUUCGGCCUCAGGGAAGUCAGAAAAACUUCAGUCUGAUUCCAACAGCAUUAGUAGUGGGAGACACCACAAGCGCCGGGUUUACAGGAAAAUACCGAACCAAAGAUCAAAGAUGUGACACCGAUCAGGAUGUACCACUGAUGGAGUCUGAAAAAAUCAACGGGGGAGACCUUUUCCCCCCAGCAACCCACAUAUUCAAUGAAGCUUCUAAUCCUGCACCAUCCAGAAGGCCCCAUGAUGUCACAGAGUUUAUCACCAUGAGUAAUGUUUCUGAAGAGGGGAUGGCAGAGAAGAAGGAAGAGAUCUCCUUUUCCCAAGACUUAGCACUUCUCUUUGUUAUGGAAGAACAGAUAUGGGGCAGACUGUCUAACACCAUGGAAAGAGAGACCUCUGCAGGACCAGAAAAAUGCCAGAGUGAUCCAGAGAACUGUGCAGGACUUUCAGAGAAAGAAAUUGCUCUCAAUAUACAAGAAGCGAAUUUGGAGGAUAUCAAGGAUCUGCCUUUGAGUUGCCAUCAUGGAGAACUUACAGCUGCUUAUUCCUUAGGGAGUCACCAGCCUUCUGUUUUCAAUACAACCACCGUGACAAGCACUACCAGUGAAGUCAAAGGGGGACAAGUGGAGAUUGGAUUUUCCCAAGCUCUGGACCCUUAUGACACAUUCCCUCAGACACAGUGUGGGGAAACUGUGAGAACAGACACUUUUCCUGCCUAUGAAUGUCCCUCAGUGACUCAUGGUAUUACAAAGCGUCACCAAAACGCUGAAUCUUCCAAAGCCAGAUCAGAUGAAGAUCACUCACGGGAACUAGAGGCACAACAUGAGAUGGACAAGAGACUUUUAGAAGGUACUUGGGGGACUGAUAAGGAGAUGGCCUCUAAGAUGGAGGGAUCUGGUUCAAUACAGUUCAAUUUUUCUACAAAGGAUGAUGUGGAGAAAGUAAGAGAGUUAAAGGGACAAAGAGAAGAUGUGAAAUCUUCUGCUCCUUUUCAGUCAAGCUCUGAACGUUCUGAAGACAGGACAAUCAAUGCAUAUGUGAUGCAAGCACAGCCUAAUGGAAUUUUGUGUCUGCUACCCUCUAAGACAGGAAAGGAUCAGUCAGGCAUGGAUGAGGAAGUGGCAGAAAUGGGGCAAAACUCAUUUAUUUACACUGUCCUCCAUCUCAAGGAGGAGGAACAAGAUGACACAGGUGAAAGCAAGACUCAUUUACUAAAGGAGACAAACCAGACAAAACAUGCUAAAAACAAUACAGAUUGUGGUGAAGCAGAAGCAGACCAGAAAGAACUAUCAAAAGCAAUGGAGCCAGAGAUGGAGGCAUUGGAGUUAGUAGACAAUGGACACUAG